AUGGAGGCUUUAAGUCUCUCCGUCAACGCAGUGUCCUACACUGUGGCGGCUGAGCUGAGUCCGAUCGAUGACCCAUUCGCUGGACCCAUUCAAAAUAUCGCACCGUGGAACUUCACCGUUCUGGCCCUACUCAUGUUUGUGGUCACUUCUCUUUCUCUAAGCGAAAACUUCCUCGUCAUGUUUGCCACUUAUAAGUUUAAACAACUCCGACAACCACUGAACUACAUUAUAGUGAACUUGGCCAUUGCAGACUUUCUAGUCUCUCUCACAGGAGGACUCAUAAGUUUCCUCACAAAUGCAAGAGGUUAUUUCUUCUUGGGCCGCUGGGCUUGCGUGCUGGAAGGCUUCGCUGUCACUUUUUUCGGAAUUGUAGCCCUGUGGUCUCUGGCCGUUCUGUCGUUCGAGCGAUUCUUCGUAAUUUGCAGACCUCUUGGCAACAUUCGACUGCAAGCCAAACAUGCCGUCAUGGGUCUGCUCUUCGUCUGGAUCUUUUCCUUCGUUUGGACCUUCCCUCCCGUGCUGGGCUGGAACAGAUACACUGUCAGCAAGAUUGGAACAACUUGUGAGCCUGACUGGUAUUCAACAAACAUCACUGACCACAGCUACAUCAUCACUUUCUUCUCCACUUGUUUCAUUCUGCCUCUGGGACUUAUCUUCUUCUGCUAUGGGAAGCUCCUGCGUAAGCUCAGGAAGGUGUCCCAUGGUCGUCUGGCCAAUGCCAGGAAGCCUGAGCGUCAGGUGACCCGUAUGGUUGUGGUCAUGAUUAUAGCAUUCAUGGUGGCAUGGACACCAUAUGCAGUCUUUGCUAUACUGGUCACAAUUCACCCAACGAUUGAAAUAGAUGCGAGGUUGGCUUCCAUCCCUGCAUUCUUCUCCAAGACAGCUGCGGUGUACAACCCAAUAAUCUACGUGUUCAUGAACCGACAGUUUAGGAAGUGCAUCAUCCAACUAUUUACCGGCAUUGUGGCCGUACCAGAAAGCAACAUGAACCAGACAUCAGAGCGACCAGGAACCACUGCGGACAGUCAAACUGGUGAAAUGGCUGCCAUUGCGGCCCGUAUCCCCAUCGGUGAUACAACAUUGCCGAGGUCUGAGGAUUCUCCAACUGACUGUGGCUCCUUUGCUCAGCUCCCCAUACCAGAGAACAAAGUGUGUCCUAUGUAA
Messenger RNA from Nerophis lumbriciformis (worm pipefish), 1164 nucleotides. NCBI's taxonomy places the organism in Eukaryota, Metazoa, Chordata, Actinopteri, Syngnathiformes, Syngnathidae. The record is from RefSeq and is a predicted model, not a curated record.